Molecule: messenger RNA, 1488 nt
Organism: Naegleria lovaniensis
Lineage: Eukaryota; Heterolobosea; Eutetramitea; Acrasida; Naegleriidae
Exons: 2
Coding region: 1-1488 (495 amino acids)
Biological process (GO): nitric oxide biosynthetic process
Molecular function (GO): nitric-oxide synthase activity
Source: RefSeq, a predicted model, not a curated record
AUGAUGACCGUUCAAGAAUUUUCAACUUGUCCAACACAAGCAGCAUCAACCAUCAAAUGCACUGCUCCACUCUUACUAGACCACUCUGAAUUAUUUCAAGAAGCUACAACCUUUCUUACUCAACUCUUUUCAGAAAUGAAGAAACCAGAAGGUGCUCUUUCGCAACGAUUGCAAGAGGUCAAGCAAGAAAUUGAACAGACUGGAACCUAUACUCAUACGAGUGAAGAAUUGACCAUGGGAUGUAAAAUUGCAUGGAGAAAUACUGUGAAUUGUAUUGGUAAAACUCAUUGGCAAGUAUUAACCGUUCAUGAUCAACGUCAUUGUCAAACAGAACAAGAAAUUUUCAAAGCUCUCAAACACCACACUCAAUGUGCUUUCAAUCAUGGAAAUAUCAAAUCGAGUGUGACUUUGUUCAGACCAUGCUCUCAACCAGAUGGAUCUGAUGAAAUUCGAAUUUACAAUCCACAAAUCAUUCGUUAUGCUGGUUAUGAAAAUGAAGAUGGAAGUGUUUUGGGAGAUCCUGAACAUGUUCAAAUGACUAAGGUAGCUCUCGAAUUGGGAUGGAAACCUCCUCAACCACGAACACGAUUUGAUAUUUUACCUCUUAUCAUUCAGAUGGGAAUGAAUUCCACUCCAAAAUGGUUUGAAUUACCUCCCGAAUACACGACAGAAGUUUCAUUAGAACAUCCCAAGUUUGAAAAGACGAGUGACAUGAAAUUGAAAUGGCAUGCUUUACCUGCCAUUACGAAUAUGCGAUUUGAAAUGGGAGGUAUCUUUUACACAGCUGCAGCAUUCAAUGGAUGGUACAUGACCACAGAAAUUACUCGAAAUUUUCUCGAUUUCAAUCGAUAUAAUCUCAUUGAUGAAUUUGGAGCUGCCAUUGGAGUGAGACCUGAGAGUGAUACAGAAUCUAAAAAGAAUCCUCUCUGGAAAGAUGUUGCAAGUGCUGAAUUCAAUAUUAUGGUUCAAUAUUCCUUUGAAAAAGCAGGAGUGAAAAUUGUAGAUCAUCACACAGCUGGCAAGCAAUUUUGUAAACACAUACAGAAUGAAGAGAGACAAGGAAGGGAAUGUCCAGCUCGAUACUCUUGGAUUGUUCCUCCAAGUGCUUCGCAUUUAAUUCCAGUGUUUCAUUUGAGAAUGAGGGAAUUUGUGUUGAAACCAACAAUAUCGUAUCAACCAGAGGGAAGUUAUCAAUUUACGUUCACACCAAAGCCAAGAGGUGAGAUUGUACCUGAAGAUGAAGAUUGGAAGUCUGAGAGUCCAUUGCAACAGAAGAAGAAGAAGAUAAAUUCGAAUAAUGUCAGUCGUCAAGAUAGUCACCAACAAGCUCGUGCUUCACACAGUAAGAAGGCAACAACUAAUGGAGCAGCCAAUGUGAAAAUUAGAGCGUUCUCAUCGAGAGAUUGGAUGAUCGUGAUGACGCUGUUGGGUAUCUUGCUGAUGUUUGUUGCUUUCCAUUAUUCUGUGGUAGCUUUAAAGUCUGAAUAA